ACUCUGGGUAAGACACCAUCCACUGGCAUCACCUCCAACAGCCACAUCCACUACCCUCUCCAGUGUGGUUUCAUCACAGAAGAACUUAAAUUAUCUACAACCAUGAAGUUGGCCUUCCUCUGUCUGUGUCUGGCUAGCGCAGCCUCAGCAGCACCUCCCUUCUUUCAUUACCUGCCUAAUUAUGCAGCUCCCAGACAACAGGUACCCCCCCUCACAGGUAAUCACCAUGCUUGCUGUUUAUCUGCUGAGUCAAAGGUGAAAAUUCCCUUCACUGCUGGACUGAGUCUGCCACAGCCUGGGCUACCUGGUGCCUACAGUGUGGAGUUUCUCUACCCACACCGACCUGUUGGUGGUGCUGGAUCAAACACUGCCCAGCCCUUUCCCCAUGGCUUUAUCAAGUACUCCAUCCCUCAGCCACCAGGCAGACAGAGUGUGGAAGUUUACUACCCCUAUGACUUCUACAACCAAAGGAUACUUUCAAAUAUGCCUCCUAUGACAAACGUCCCCCAGAUAACAAAUGUGCUGCCAUUUGACCACCCUGCUCAAAGUGUUCCCCAAAUCCCAAAUAUUCCCCCAUUUGAGGUCAACCCCCUCCCAUCCCAGGAUCCCAUGCAGCCUCUGCAGCAGGACCAGCCCACACAGACAAGCCAGAUGCCGGUGAAGGUGUGAAGUGGACAGGAAGCAUGAAAAGGACAGAGAAAUGUCAUUGUUUUUAUUCAGAGAUCUGCAGUCAAACAAAUUAUGUGAAGUAUUUCAGAGUGAAUUUG
Notolabrus celidotus (New Zealand spotty) is the source of this 767-nucleotide messenger RNA. It is a transcript of the gene scpp5, whose product is annotated as secretory calcium-binding phosphoprotein 5. Lineage: Eukaryota; Metazoa; Chordata; Actinopteri; Labriformes; Labridae. The record is from RefSeq and is a predicted model, not a curated record. The transcript has 11 exons. The coding region runs from base 103 to 669 and encodes 188 amino acids.